Molecule: messenger RNA, 4934 nt
Organism: Sapajus apella (tufted capuchin)
Lineage: Eukaryota; Metazoa; Chordata; Mammalia; Primates; Cebidae
Gene: GPR85
Product: G protein-coupled receptor 85
Exons: 3
Coding region: 622-1734 (370 amino acids)
Biological process (GO): G protein-coupled receptor signaling pathway
Cellular component (GO): plasma membrane
Molecular function (GO): G protein-coupled receptor activity
Source: RefSeq, a predicted model, not a curated record
AAUGCUGCCAGUUGAACUGGACAGGGGAGUCAAUAAACCCAGCCAGCUCUGGAGACAGGUAGGGGCUUCUGUUGGUUCCACAGAGGCUGAAGCUGCCCCGCCACCGCCCUCGCCACCGCCACCGCCGCCGCCGCGGCCCCUGCGUUACUGGGGGAGACGGUGCCGCUGCGACAAGGGAGGACGCGGCUGGAGCUCAAGGAGGUUCCAGCGCGCAGGCGCCGCCGAGCCCUGCCUGGAUGCUCAGUAAAGGCACUAAAGCAAAAAAAAAAAAAAAAAAUCAGCAAUUUAUAGAAAGAAGAAGCUAUAGUCUGUCGGGAUAUCCAACACCAACAGUAGGGCUUACUGAGAGCUCCAUUUCUGGAAAGGCUUUCAAGACCGAGGAAUAUCAGACUGCGAAUCACCGGGAACGGUUCCUUUGCAGCACAGAAGCAAUCUCUCUCCCCAUCUUCGCAUAUUCUGAUGGCAAAACAAAUGGAAGAAAAGAGGAGGCAUGACUGCAGAUUGGAUCAGUUCUCUUUGUGGAUUAUAUUUUCAGUAAAAUGUAUGGAUCUAUCUUUUCCUUGUUCUUAUAUCUAGAUCAUGAGACUUGACUGAGGCUGUAUCCUUAUCCUCCAUCCAUCUAUGGCGAACUAUAGCCAUGCAGCUGACAACAUUUUGCAAAAUCUCUCGCCUCUAACAGCCUUUCUGAAACUGACUUCCUUGGGUUUCAUAAUAGGAGUCAGCGUGGUGGGCAACCUCCUGAUUUCCAUUUUGCUAGUGAAAGAUAAGACCUUGCAUAGAGCACCUUACUACUUCCUGUUGGAUCUUUGCUGUUCAGAUAUCCUCAGAUCUGCAAUUUGUUUCCCAUUUGUAUUCAACUCUGUCAAAAAUGGCUCUACCUGGACUUACGGGACUCUGACUUGCAAAGUGAUUGCCUUUCUGGGGGUUUUGUCCUGUUUCCACACUGCUUUCAUGCUCUUCUGCAUCAGUGUCACCAGAUACUUAGCUAUCGCCCAUCACCGCUUCUAUACAAAGAGGCUGACCUUUUGGACGUGUCUGGCUGUGAUCUGUAUGGUGUGGACUCUGUCUGUGGCAAUGGCAUUUCCCCCGGUUUUAGACGUGGGCACUUACUCAUUCAUUAGGGAGGAAGAUCAAUGCACCUUCCAACACCGCUCCUUCAGGGCUAAUGAUUCCUUAGGAUUUAUGCUGCUUCUUGCUCUCAUCCUCCUAGCCACACAGCUUGUCUACCUCAAGCUGAUAUUUUUCGUCCACGAUCGAAGGAAAAUGAAGCCAGUCCAGUUUGUAGCAGCAGUCAGCCAGAACUGGACUUUUCACGGUCCUGGAGCCAGUGGCCAGGCAGCUGCCAAUUGGCUAGCAGGAUUUGGAAGGGGUCCCACACCACCCACCUUGCUGGGCAUCAGGCAAAAUGCAAACACCACAGGCAGAAGAAGGUUAUUGGUCUUAGAUGAGUUCAAAAUGGAGAAAAGAAUCAGCAGAAUGUUCUAUAUAAUGACUUUUCUCUUUCUAACCUUAUGGGGUCCCUACCUGGUGGCCUGUUAUUGGAGAGUUUUUGCAAGAGGGCCUGUAGUACCAGGGGGAUUUCUAACAGCUGCUGUCUGGAUGAGUUUUGCCCAAGCAGGAAUCAAUCCUUUUGUCUGCAUUUUCUCCAACAGGGAGCUGAGGCGCUGUUUCAGCACAACCCUUCUUUACUGCAGAAAAUCCAGGUUACCAAGGGAACCUUACUGUGUUAUAUGAGGGAGCAUCUAUAAAUCUUUAGCCUUGUGAAACACUAACUUUCUCUGCUGAGCAAUUGUGGCCCACAGCCAUAUCUUGAGAAGAAAUUCAAGAGUGGAAUCAGCAGUUUUAAGGAUUUGGGCAACAUUCUGCAGUCUUUGCAAUAGUUCACCUAUAAUCCUAUUUUAAAUCUCAGAGUGAUCCUGCUGACUGCCAGCGAAGGUUUGUAAUUAAGAAAGGACUGAACCACUGCCCUAAGUUUCUUUAUGUGGUCAAAAACUAGAUAAUGAAAGUAGCAGGUGCUAAGUAUCAGUGCUAAAUGCUGUGUAUGUCACUACAUAUGAAAAAACAUCAAAAAACAAUUAGCAUUGGACAUCUUAAUAAAUUAAGUUGACAUGAGGUAAAUGUGUUGAUAAAAACUAAUUUUAGAAGUUUGAAGACUUUAAAACAUUUCAUACUAUUUAUUGUUUUGCAAAGACUAAAAUAUUUGGGGACUUAAAGUACUGUAAUCCACUAAAGAUGUGCCAAUGAAUUAUUGGAAUAUCACACUUUAAAAACUGCCUUGUAAGUUCUGGGGAGCAUUCCAAAGCAGUAUAUUGGUUCCAAUUAGAGUUUACUUUUUUGUAUUAAUACAUUGCUAUUUCUAAAUACCACUUUCCUUAUCUACUAGUAAGAUUGCUAGCAUUGAACUGUAUUAUGUGGUUUUUGUUGAUUUGGUAUAACGUUUUUCCAAUUCAUUUAUAUUUUACAAAUGCUAGAUAUUGGUCUGGGAGGCAACAUUAAUGGUACCAGCCGGUCACAACUGAGCAGUUCUAAUAAUGCAGAAUAAACACAUGUUGCCUUAAAGGGUUAUCUAGUAUCCUUCACCUUAUUUAGCAUUGGAGCAAAUAGUCAAGGGAAAUCGAAUCAGUAACCGGUCACAGUCAUGCAUCUGAAAGUGCAUGGAAGAUCAUUUAGUACUUUUUCCUUUUUUCUCACAUGGUUUGAAAAUUAAAGUGCACAUCACUGAAAUAAUGAAAUUUCCUUUUGAGGUGUGCUACCCAUUCUAGAGUGUUCUAAGAAGCAGGCAGUUGAUGUAUGUUUAUAUUUUAAGUCAGCUGUCAAGGGGAGACCACAGCCUUAGUAUGACAUCCUGCACAAUUUGUGAAGCAUUUAUUCUACUGAAGGCACAGUCUUGUUUAUACUUUCUGCACAUUCAGUGUAUUGGUCGUUUAAAUUAUUUCAGUUUUAACUUGUGAAAGCUUAUAAUAUGAUUUCUGGUAUUUUAGAAAUACAUUAGAGUCUGUGAGUCUCAUUCUUUAAGAUACAGAUGUGUGAACUUCAAUAUAAAGUUGCAUUUGCCAAAAUUUACCCGUGUAGCCUGUUAAUUUUCAUAAAAUAAGUUUUAUAUUUUUGGCACAUAACGAUUUCUUUUUUAAUCUGGGAGGCAAGCACAACCUAGGAAGACUAGCUUUAUUAUGGUUUUUUUUAUUUUUUAUUUUUGUAGCUAGUAUAUUCCAGACUGGAAAUGUAUGAAUGAUAAUCAACAUAAAGCUGAUAAACUGAUAUGAUAUUAUCUGUAAAAGCAUUAUUUGGCAGUUUAUUAUCAUCAUCCCUCUAUUGUUCUUACAUGCCAGUAGUAUUUAAAAAUGUGUACCUGUUUAGUUAAUUGGCUAAGAAUUUUAGUAUAAAUAUCACACUUUAAUUUGGAGCAAAGUACUAUAGAAAUUUGGGGUUCUAAGUAUACAACUUGUAAGAAGAAUGGUAUACACUAGUAUUAUGACAAAACUAGAAAAAGUUAUUAUUUUGUUUGCUUUGUGUUGUUUUGUUUGUUGGUUUUUGUGAAGUUUGGAUUUUUUUUGUUAUUUGAUAAUUAAGAUUAGGAAUCUAAUAGAACAGAAUUUCCUAUUGCUAUAGUACUUCUGUAAAGAGAACAUCAAUAUAAAUAAGGAAAAAUAAAUCAAUGAAAUGUUUCAAUGAUAUAUGCAACUAUUCAGUUUUGCUCAUAUAAGGAAAGUUCAAGCCAUGAUUUAGUGAGCAUUAUGACCUCAUUUUUACUUUACACCAAAGUUGAUUGGAUCUGAGACAACGUUUAAUGCACAACAGUGAGUUGGAUCUAGCAAUAAAGUCUUCUUGGUACUGAAAUCAUUAUCUAAAAUAAAGAAAAUGUUAUCAAAAGAUUUUCUGAUAACAUUGUGAUUGCAAUUUAAAAAAAUUUACAGUAGAAACAUAAUUGCAAUGAUGAUGAUUAUGGCGAACUUUGCUUAGAGGUUCAAAUAUCACCAGCAAUCAGUAGAAAAUUCAGCAAUAAUCUUAAGGCCAGAGAGGACAGGUUUCACCAUUGCAUAGACAAGAAAACAGGUAUGGGUUAAGCGUGGGGGAUUGAGGAGUCAAGAGCAAGAGCCAAGUGAAGCUGCCUGACUCCACCUAGCUAUUUGGAAUAACCGAUUCCCACGGUUUUGGUAAGUGACCAGCCCCAGUGAUCAAGUGAGUCAGGUCAAACUGCAGUGACUUUUAUUUAAUCCUACUCCUGACUAACUUGGCAUUUGCAGGUCAAGCAGGAAGCAGUGGACAAGACACAUCCUCAGUGAAUCAAUGUCAUUUGUUACUAAGUUGGUAACAGUCAUAAUCAUACAAAAUAAAAGGCUGCUUCAGUGUCUUAAUGACCAAACCACAUGAUCUCUUUUAGUACUCAUUCCAAAAUUCAGUAUUUAAUGUAUUUAAUCUUCAACCCAUAAAAAUAUAUUUCCACUGCAGCAGGUCAGGGGGUGUCCAACUUCCCUGUGAGCCGGAUUAUCAAUAAUAAUGUGAUCCUCUUGGACUGAGCACACAUCUGAGCUGAACAGUCUUUAAAUUGUUUUUCAUAAUAGUGGAGAUAUGUUUGUAUGGAUAUGUCUGUACUAUUUCAUCUGGUUAGUUUUGUACAUAACAGAUUUGUUUGUGGGAUGCCUGGCUGAAGCUAGGCAUUCAGUAUGUGACUGUGGAAUCCUAUGCAGAUAUUAAUAAAGGCAGAAAGAGGUGAGUAAUUUGCCCAGUUCUCCACAGAGACCCCAUUUAAAUAACACAAAAUUAACCAUAGUGAUUAAAUGAAAACUUAUUUGUAGACAGGAUAACCUAUUGACUGAAUUAUCUUUUGCAGAUAUCAGCUGGAUAGAUUUCAACACCAGCAUUGACUAUAGAAGUUAACUGAUUUAUGAUUGUUAACACAUGAAUAUGGCCACUUAUCCAUUUGCCUCAACUUC